Molecule: messenger RNA, 693 nt
Organism: Trametes versicolor FP-101664 SS1
Lineage: Eukaryota; Fungi; Basidiomycota; Agaricomycetes; Polyporales; Polyporaceae
Product: Calcipressin
Exons: 2
Coding region: 1-693 (230 amino acids)
Biological process (GO): calcium-mediated signaling
Cellular component (GO): cytoplasm; nucleus
Molecular function (GO): nucleic acid binding; calcium-dependent protein serine/threonine phosphatase regulator activity
Source: RefSeq, a predicted model, not a curated record
AUGUCGAGCACGCCGUCGCCGCAGCGCACAAACACGCUGGUGAUCACGCGCGUCCCUCCUCGCUUCUUCGAGCCUCUCAUCCAGGGCGCUCUAAGGAGUCACUUCGAGGCUUACGGGCCUUUGCAUACAUGGGCACCCAUCAAGGGCCUCGCCCGCAUCUUCCUCGUCUACUACUCCGACGAGGAUGCGGAGAUCGCCAAGGAGAGCAACGACGGGCUCGUCCUUGGUGAGAUGCAGGACCAUCCUGAAGUGGUGCUACGCGUCUACCGCGCGGAUCCCACACCCAUCGAGUCGGAUGAAACGCAAGAGCAUAACCACUAUCUCCGCCCACCAGCGAACGAGAAGAACUUCCUCAUCUCGCCGCCGGGCUCGCCACCCGUUGGGUGGGAGCAGCUCCGCGAGGAUCCCCCUAACUCCACGCCUCUCGCACACGAUCUCAUCACUGCGCUGAAGAAGCUCGAGAUCCAGGCCGAGCAGGAGAGGCGAGGGCCGGGCCCCGAGGUGCUCCUCGAGCCCGAGGAGGGCGUGGGCAUCAGCGUGUUCGUCGAGGACUGCGAUGCCGUAGAGACUGCCCCCCAGGAUGACGUCGGCGACGAUUGGGUUUAUGGCGAUACCGCGCCGUCCCGACAACGGUGGCGACCGACUCCGACAUCCAUGCCCCCGACCUCGAUGCCCGUAUCCGCGAGGGGCUGA